Bombus pyrosoma is the source of this 524-nucleotide messenger RNA. RefSeq lists its product as uncharacterized. NCBI's taxonomy places the organism in Eukaryota, Metazoa, Arthropoda, Insecta, Hymenoptera, Apidae. The transcript is spliced from 2 exons. Bases 3 to 524 code for a protein of 173 amino acids. The record is from RefSeq and is a predicted model, not a curated record.
CCAUGUUCGGCCACGUUUUCCUUCGUCUAUUUGGACGCUUUUAUCCGCGUAAGUUACUCGGCCACGACGCACUGAACGAAUAUUUACGGCGUGCGGACCGUUCGUGGUAUUCUGAGGCGACCAUCGGACGAAAUGCUCCGAUCAAUAGUAACGUCCGGGGCUUGCGCGGAAUAGACGUCGCUGGAAAAGGAACCAACGACGACCACGACGCCGACGAUCAAGACGGUGAUGACGACCAUGACGCCAGGGACAAUGCUGUUUCGAUGGUCGUACGACGAAAGAAGGGCCCCCGUCCCUGCAGAUUUUUCAGCGCGAGAGUAACAAGCGUCGUUGUCAAUAAUCCGUUUGAAAUGGCCUGUAGCAUCGUUCUACCAGCACUGCGUCAGUUGGUAUGUGCGCAGAAGACAAAUAUCGAAUGGUACGUAGUAACGUGGACUCGUAACUACGAUCAGACCGGCUUUUACGAGCGGCUCGAUAUAGCCGCGCUGCGUGUGCUCAGUGUGUGGAACAAGAACGACGGAUGA